UCGCUCAUCUGCCGGGAGAGGAGACUCGCCGUUGGCGCUUCGGCCUCCAGUUCAUUGAGAAAAAAGGGGAAAAAAAAAAAAAAGGAAAUCCUCCGCGUGCGCUUUUAGAAGGGGGGUCGCCUCCAGCCCCGAACUCCAGUGUUCUUCGGCUAGGACUUGGCUCCGGAUUUUUUUUCCUCUCCUUUUCUCGUCCAGCCAAUCGCUCAGAAGUUAGACUGAAGCAGAGUUUGGAAGGAAGGAGAGGCAAAAAGUUUGCAUCAGGGCUGGAUUUAUUUGCACAUCGCGGAAAGAAGAGAAUCCAACGGAGAGGGGUUUGUGCAAAGCCGCGAUCACGGAAUUCAGAUGUGUUCUAAGCCUGCUGGAGUGACUACACUUCCCAGACCUGAUGGAGGCCAGAGCUCAGAGUGGCAGCGGGUCGCAGCCGUUGCUGCAGGCACCCCGUGACAGUGGCCGGCAGCGUGGGGAGCCCGACCCCAGGGACUCCCUCCCCCAGCAGGUACACGUGCUGUCUCUGGAUCAGAUCAGGGCCAUCCGGAACACGAAUGAGUACACGGAGGGGCCCACUGUGCUCCCCAGAGCUGGGCUCAAGCCUGCUCCUCGCCCCACGACCCAGCACAAACACGAAAGACUCCACGGGCUGCCGGAGCCCCGCCAGCCCGCCCGGCCCCAGCACCCACCGGCCCACCCUUCAGCCAGGGCCCCUCUGGCCCGGUCCAUCAGCACAGUCAGCUCGGGCUCUCGCAGCAGCACGAGGACAAGUACUAGCAGCAGUUCCUCCGAACAGAGGCUCCUAGGAUCCUCCUUCUCCUCGGGGCCUCUGGCAGACAGGAUCAUCCGAGUGCAGCCCAAAUCGGAGCUCAAGCCAGGUGAGCUGAAGCCACUGAGCAAGGAAGAUGUAGGGCUGCACGCCUACAAGUGUGAGGACUGUGGCAAGUGCAAGUGCAAGGAGUGCACCUACCCGAGGCCUCUGCCGUCAGACUGGAUCUGCGACAAGCAGUGCCUUUGCUCGGCCCAGAAUGUGAUCGACUACGGGACCUGCGUGUGCUGUGUGAAGGGUCUCUUCUAUCACUGUUCCAACGACGAUGAGGACAACUGUGCGGACAACCCGUGCUCUUGUAGCCAGUCACACUGUUGUACACGUUGGUCAGCCAUGGGCGUCAUGUCCCUCUUUCUGCCUUGCUUGUGGUGUUACCUGCCAGCCAAGGGUUGCCUUAAAUUGUGCCAGGGGUGUUAUGACCGGGUGAACAGGCCCGGAUGCCGUUGUAAAAAUUCAAACACAGUUUGCUGCAAAGUUCCCACUGUCCCACCCAGGAACUUUGAAAAACCAACAUAGCAUCAUGAAUCAGGAAGAUUGCAGUCAUAAGGAUUAUUUCCCUCUGCCCCUCCUUUUUUUUUUUUAUACACAUAUGCAACCAACUAAACAGCUAGAAUCUUGGCACUGUUGAUAGAGGGUUGGGAUAUCCUGUGCUGUUUGCAGUGAAAUGCUUUUUCAUCCAUGUGCCAUUUUAAUUGAUAUGCUUGUUAGAACUCAGCUAGUGGAGCUCAGAGUGUGGAAUACAGACCUUGGUGACCUACAUGUUGCAUAAGCUAAAGCAAUAGACACUCUAGGUGAAGUUUUUGUUUGUGAAUAGUACUUGCAAAAUUUGUAAAUUAGCAGAUGACUUCCCCUCUCCCUUCCCCCACCCCCAUUGUUUUCUCCAGAGAUAAUGUGCUAUAUUUUUGUAUAUACAAUAAUAUUUGCAACUGUGAAAAACAAGUUGUGCCGUACUAUACGGCACAUUCACAAAAUAUUAUACUAAUAUCUUGUACAUUCGGAAGAAUGUGAAUCAAUCAGUAUGUUUUUAGAUUGUAUUUUGCCUUACAGAAAGCCUUUAUUGUAAGACUCUGAUUUCCCUUUGGACUUCAUGUAUAUUGUACAGUUACAGUAAAAUUCAACCUUUAUUUUCUAAUUUUUUUCAACAUAUUGUUUAGUGUAAAGAAUAUUUAUUUGAAGUUUUAUUAUUUUAUAAAGAAGAAUAUUUAUUUUAAGAGGCAUCUUACAGAUUUUGCCCCUUUUAUGAGGAUGUGAUAGUUGCUGCCAAUGAGGGGUUACAGAUGCAUAUGUUCAAUAUAAAAUAGAAAAUAUAUUAA
Molecule: messenger RNA, 2130 nt
Organism: Budorcas taxicolor (takin)
Lineage: Eukaryota; Metazoa; Chordata; Mammalia; Artiodactyla; Bovidae
Gene: SPRY2
Product: sprouty RTK signaling antagonist 2
Exons: 2
Coding region: 386-1333 (315 amino acids)
Biological process (GO): multicellular organism development; animal organ development; negative regulation of Ras protein signal transduction
Cellular component (GO): membrane; cytosol
Source: RefSeq, a predicted model, not a curated record